AUGUCGACGUCUCUUCCAGUGCGUAGCCACCCAGCGUCCGCGGAGAGCUCUUACUCUCGCGGAGAAGUCAUUGCUGCCAUCCAAGACUUCUACGAAUUGUUGAUCAAGCUACCCUACAUAGAGCCAAACGCUCUCGUCUUGCCACCUUCGGAAGGCUGGUCAGGCGUGAACGCGCAGAAGCUACGAGAUAGAGGGAAGACAGAAGAAGUGAUUGAACUACUUCGGUAUUUACCUUAUCUGCGCGCCCCCGCGCCUGGGAAGAGAUGGAUGAUUGGGCCCGACACUAUCAUGAUCGCCUAUUGCGACGGCGAGGUUUACGAUGAAAUCAAUGAUUCUCUUCAGCCGGUUCCGGGCCAUUGUAUUUGGCUCACGGAUUACGAAUCCCGGGACGGUACCAGUCUUCUGUUCGAUACUCAUACAGAUACUAUCACCGAAUGGACGAGUUUGGGACAUCAUAUUAUGAUUGAUUACGAAGAAUAUGAGAAUAUUCCCACGCAGGACAAGUGGAUGGCGCACCCGACCAUGCCCGCGGCCGCUUUCUUCCGCCUCUGGAAGCAAAAUUUCGAGAAGCUGGUCUGGAUGGCCUUCUACAAUCCCCGGGGGUCGGCAGGUACUGCGCAAUGGUGUAUUUCCUCUGCGACGCUUCAGGAAGAAGAAGAAGAUAGGCUGGCAUCAGAUGAUGACUUCGAGCCAGAUGCAGAUGAGCAAGGAGACGACGAGGAGGGUGGAAGCGAACCGGACGGUGAAGAUGACAUGGAUGAUGAGGACGGACUGAUCCCAGAUGAGGAGUUGGACGAGUUAAUGGAGGAUGCCUACGGCGAAGAAGCUCCCCAGAGGCGGAUAGACCUGCAGUCCGAGAAGAACACUGCUGAGUACAAGCCGGUGGAUCUUCCGCCUCCAGAGCUUGCAGAGCCCGCAGAUCAACGCCUGCUUCACAUCAUGAUCAGAGAGCGGAAGACCAAAGAAGUCUACGAAAUUUACACACGGAAUGGUUGGCCUUCGAAUUUUGACCGGGAGAACUGCAAAGUUAUGCUCGCCGAUUUCUGUGAACGCGAAGAAGGUCCAAUAAACCGGUUGCGUUAG
This is a messenger RNA of Letharia columbiana, 1083 nucleotides long. RefSeq lists its product as uncharacterized. Lineage: Eukaryota; Fungi; Ascomycota; Lecanoromycetes; Lecanorales; Parmeliaceae. The record is from RefSeq and is a predicted model, not a curated record. Bases 1 to 1083 code for a protein of 360 amino acids. The transcript has 3 exons.